Molecule: messenger RNA, 822 nt
Organism: Amaranthus tricolor (Joseph's coat)
Lineage: Eukaryota; Viridiplantae; Streptophyta; Magnoliopsida; Caryophyllales; Amaranthaceae
Exons: 2
Coding region: 1-822 (273 amino acids)
Source: RefSeq, a predicted model, not a curated record
AUGAAUGUUGGUCAAUUUGUUCAAAGUGGAAGAGGGAAAAACAAGCGAUCAUGGAAUAAAUCUGAGGAAGAGUGUUUGAUUAAUGGUUUGUUGGAGAUGAGUGCCGAUCCUUCAUGGAAAGCUGAUGGGAGUUUCAAAGGUGGUUUCAAGAAUAAGUUAGAGGAGAAAUUGAAUGAGAAGUUUCCUGGGUGUGGGUUGAAAGCUAUUCCCCAUAUUGAAUCAAAAAUCAAAUGGUUUAAGGAUAAAUAUAAUGUGCUAACUGAAAUGUUUUGCACUUCUGGUUUUUCUUGGGAUAAUGAAAAGAAUAUGAUUGUUUGUGAAAGGCAAUCUUAUGAAGAAUUUUGUAAGCAACACAGAAAUGCUCAAGGAUUAUGGAAUGUUCCUUUUCCAUUUUAUGAUCAACUGUCAGUUAUCUUUGGUGCCGAUCGAGCUACUGGAGUGCAAUCUGAGACUUUUGUCGAAGCUAUUGACAAUCAAGAGAAAGAGACCAUUGAACUAGAUAAGGGUGGUAGUGAUAAAGAUGAUGAAUUUGAUGAUAAUGAUUCCGUCAACCAAUCAAAACAAUCAACUCCAAGUGAACCUUCUUCAAAGAAAGCCAAAAAAGAAAAGGCUCCAAAUGAACAAGGAAGGAAAAGGAAGAAGCCGGAGGUUGUGGACUUAACUUCUUCUUUUAACAAUAUGUCUUCUAGCUUUUCAAAUCAUAUGAAUGAGAUGAACAAGCACAUGUCUACCAUUGCAAGUGCCUUCUCUACUACACAACUACAUGAGCAAGGUAUCAUGGCUAGUGAAGAAGUUGAGGAAAAUCAAAAAAAAAAAAAAUAG